Molecule: messenger RNA, 2319 nt
Organism: Synchiropus splendidus (mandarinfish)
Lineage: Eukaryota; Metazoa; Chordata; Actinopteri; Syngnathiformes; Callionymidae
Product: 5,6-dihydroxyindole-2-carboxylic acid oxidase-like
Exons: 7
Coding region: 133-1698 (521 amino acids)
Biological process (GO): melanocyte differentiation; melanosome organization
Cellular component (GO): melanosome
Molecular function (GO): oxidoreductase activity
Source: RefSeq, a predicted model, not a curated record
GCCAUAUUGCUUCUUAAGAAGAGCGUCAGUCUAGGGGGCCCGGCCGUUGGUGUGCGUGUCCGCAGUGAGCAUACUCCGUAUGUGCUCACAGGUGAAGCAGUUACUGCAAGUUGUGCGCGACAGUUGAGAAAGAUGCCAAAGUGCUGCUUCCUGGUACUGCUGAGCGCAGUAGCCGUGGUGGCCCAGUUCCCGAGGGAGUGCGUGAUUCCGGAGGUUCUCAGAAGCGGCCAGUGCUGCCCAUCCCUGUCCGGAGCCGACAACGACCAAUGUGGGUCCAGCACCGGCCGUGGACAGUGCGUCUCAAUUACCGCGGACGCGCGUCGCCACGGCCCUCAGUAUCCCCACGACGGCCGGGAUGACCGGGAGAGGUGGCCCGCCCGCUUCUUCAACCGAACCUGUCAGUGUAACGGGAACUUCAGCGGCUACAACUGCGGCCGCUGCAGACACGGAUGGACCGGGCCCAACUGUGACCAGAGAGUGUCCGUGGUCAGGAGAAACGUGAUGCAGCUCAGCGCUGAGGAGAAGCGUGCAUUUGUGAAUGCACUGGACCAGGCCAAGCGCACCGUGCAUCCAGACCUGGUCAUUGCCACCCGCCACUAUGCAGAGAUUUUUGGACCGGACGAGAACACAGUGCAGUUUGAGAACAUCACCAUCUACAACUACUUUGUGUGGACCCACUAUUACUCCGUCAGCAAGACCUUCCUGGGGGCAGGUCAGGCCAGUUUUGGAGGGGUGGACUUCUCUCACGAGGGGCCUGGCUUCGUAACAUGGCACCGAUACCACCUGCUGCAGCUCGAGAGAGACAUGCAGGACAUGUUGCAGGACCCCUCCUUUGCCCUACCAUACUGGAAUUUCGCCAUAGGUGGAAGCACAUGUGACAUCUGCACUGAUGACCUGAUGGGUGCCAGAAGCAGCUUUGACAUGAACUCCCUGAGUUCGAACUCCAUCUUCUCCCAGUGGCGGGUCAUAUGCGAGAGCGUGAAUGACUACGACACACUCGGAACCAUUUGUAACAGCACUGAGACCUCACCCAUCCGGAGAAACCCUGCGGGCAAUGUCAACAGACCUAUGGUCCAGCGACUCCCUGAACCUCAGGAUGUUGCAGACUGUCUACAGGUCAACGCCUUCGACACGCCACCGUACUAUUCCACUUCAUCUGAGAGCUUCAGAAACACAAUUGAGGGCUACAGCACCCCCAAGGGAAACUAUGACCCCGUGGUGAGGAGCCUGCACAACUUGGCGCAUCUGUUUCUGAACGGAACUGGAGGACAGACUCAUCUCUCCCCAAAUGACCCCAUCUUUGUCCUGCUGCACACCUACACAGAUGCCAUCUUUGAUGAGUGGCUAAAGAGACACGGUCCAGAUGCAGCCACUUAUCCUGAUGAAAACGCCCCCAUUGGUCACAACAGAGGGUACAACAUGGUUCCCUUCUGGCCGCCAGUUACGAAUGCGGAGAUGUUUGUUACAGCACCCGAAAACCUUGGUUAUGUUUAUGAAGCAGAAUGGCCGGGCCCACCUCUCACCAUGAUCGAGAUCACCACCAUCACCGUUGUGGCUGCCCUUGUGAUUGUUGCUGUCAUCUUUGUGGUUACCACGUGCGCAGUACGCUCCAGGUCAUACAGAUCGGAUGGUCGACAACCACUGCUGGGGGAUCAGUACCAGCGCUACGAUAAUGAAAAGAGCCAAUCUGUUGUUUAAUGUAAUCAUUUAUUCUGAAAUUCCUUUACCUGCCACUGUGAUCCACUGUCUACAAAACUUGAACCUGCUACAAAUGCCUUCCAAUUCACUUAAGUUGGAUCAUUUCCACUAUCCUAAAGGGGUGAUCGCCCUUGCUUAUCCUUGAACAUUUUUACAGCAAUUUGCUUUAAAAAUGCCCUGUUACCUUUGGUGACGGAAACUCCAAGUGUUGACUGGAAGUGAGUAGAAAAUUCGGGAUGAGAUAUUUAAAAGUAUUUUACGCGUUGCUUUCUCCAUCUUUUUCUUUCAUUGUAUUUCGUCGUCAUCUGGCACACGCUGUUCUUCAAUGUAAUAAUAACCAUAGUCCACAAGGAGGUGCUCGAGUUAAUAUAUACUGUAUAUAUAUAUAUAUAUAUAUAUAUAUAUAUAUAUAUACACACACACACACACACACACACAUAUAUGUAUAUAUAUUUAUAUAUAUAUAUAUAUAUAUAUAUAUAUACACACUACUGUAGACUGAGCGUAAAAUAAAAAUCCACUCUCUUUGAUGAUGAUUAUCUGAUAAAACCGUCGAAAUUAACCCCACUUUUUUGUUGGAAGAAAUGGCUUUUCUUUGCUGUACAUUUGUACUUAUUUCAU